AUGGCAUCCGGAGGAGGCAUGAAGGGUUUCUACCGGCAGAAGAAGAAGACCACCGUCGGUGGCGGCGUCGCCAAGCCCUCUGCCGGCGCCUUCAAGAAGAAAGCAACUGGUGCGAGCCUCAAGGGCUCAUCCAUCUCGCCUGUGGAAGGGGACAUCGCCCCCCCGUCUGCUCUUGUCUCCCACGAUUCCUUUGACCUUGGUGGUAAAGCCCUUACCUACCUCGCAGCAGAGUGCGAUUCAUCUUCGGACCCAAUCCUCACGUUCAAUUACUCCACCCGUUUCGGCUUUCCGGCCUCAGUACAGAUCAGUGUAUCCCCCGAUCAUUGGAUCAAGUUUGAUUCUCUGGACGAGUUCUGACAUCCUUGUUUUCUCCAAUUUCCCUGCCGUUUUUUCGAUCGUGGUGGAAACGGUAACGGGUGUGAUUUUAGGUUAAUGGUGUUCUUGCCUUUUAUUUUAUGGCAAUCAGAAUGGCUGGAACACAGUGCGGAGGAGGAGGCGCUGCGGCAGUUCGACAUGGACAUGAGGUUCGGACCCUGUCUGGGGAUUACCCGCCAGGAGCGCUGGGAGAGGGCCGCUCGCCUCGGCCUCAACCCUCCGGUGGAGCUGGCGGGCCUCCUUCGAGGCGGUGCCUCGGUGAAGCCAGACUGUCUGUGGGAGGGCCGUAUCUAA
Spirodela intermedia is the source of this 669-nucleotide messenger RNA. The record is from the annotation of a GenBank genome assembly. Lineage: Eukaryota; Viridiplantae; Streptophyta; Magnoliopsida; Alismatales; Araceae.